CUCUUUUGAACACCCUACGCACAACGUUUCUUCCUUGUUUGUCGGAGGCGGCGUGGGUGGUUGGAUCUCAUGGGAUUCUUCCGAAGGAUCGCGGGCUUUCUCGGGUUGACGCGGGAGGAGGACGAGGCGGAGGAGGAUGCGGACGCCCGCCACCAGAACGGCGGCGGAGAGGAAGGCGGCCGGACGGGCGCCGGCCCUCCCCGCGCCGCAACCAGAGGGUUCAGCGUGCAUGUCCCCGUCGCCGUCGAGCGGCCUAGCGUUGGGCCCGUCCUCGUCCCUUGCGAUCCCGGUGAAGGCGGUGUUCAGGGUUUUAGGUGGUACACUCGGAGACUACGCAUGGACGAAGAUGGAGAUGUAGCUGAUGAGUUCUUGAGCGAAGUCAUAGCGCAGAUUCCCCCCACCCACAACCAGAUCGCACCACCUAAGUUCCAGGUGAAGUACAACACCCGACCGACCGCCAUGGCCAUGAGAAAACAGGUCAUCGUGGCCGACGGCAACGUACAUCAGAGCUUAGAAUACCAAGGGAGGCUGCAAUGGGUGUAAGCAUACUCGUCGUCCAUCGAUCGAUCCCCAACCGAGCGUUUGAGUCCUCCAAAUGGGACUGCUGCCCGUACAAAACUAGCCUAUCUGAUGGUUUUGUUUUGACUCCAAAGUGAUCCACUAUGAAUCCUCUUCACCUGUACAAAAAUGUAUGCUUCCGAUUUGGUUGUGAAAACUCAAAAUGAACUAAUUUAUUCCAGCAGCAGCUCUAACUAAACAUUUCAUGUAAUUUGGACAA
Molecule: messenger RNA, 778 nt
Organism: Musa acuminata AAA Group (dessert banana)
Lineage: Eukaryota; Viridiplantae; Streptophyta; Magnoliopsida; Zingiberales; Musaceae
Exons: 2
Coding region: 70-543 (157 amino acids)
Source: RefSeq, a predicted model, not a curated record